AAGCAAUAAGUAUUUUAAUCUUAUCAAAUUCAUUUGAUAUAUCCAAUUUAUCGUUAUAUAUCAGGAAACCUUUGACCCUCGUUUAUUUUCUUUAAAAUGUCACCUGUGAUUCCAACUGUGACCAGACUCUCAAGUAGAAUUAUACGGAUAUUAGGAUGUAAUCCCGGGCCCAUGACCCUACAAGGGACGAAUACAUAUUUAAUUGGAACCGGAAAAAAUCGCAUUUUAUUAGACACAGGUGAUAAAAAUGUUUCCGAGUACCAGAAAAAUUUGAAAGAUGUGGUACAGACGGAACAAGUUAAUAUUGAGCAUAUAGUUCUUACGCAUUGGCACCAUGAUCAUAUCGGAGGGGUUGAGGACCUAUAUGGAACUAUUGCUAAACAACCAAAAAUAUGGAAGCACAAGCGAAGUGCAGAGGACAAUAAAGAUGACUCAUUAUCAGUGCCUAUAAAUUGGUUGUCCGAUGGCCAACAAAUUGAGGUUGAAGGUGCAACUGUCAAGAUACACCAUACACCAGGACAUACAACUGACCAUGUUGUACUUACUUUACUCGAAGACAAUAUAUUGUUCAGUGGAGACUGCAUCUUAGGUGAAGGUACUGCAGUAUUCGAAGAUUUAUAUACUUACAUGAAAAGUCUUAAUAAAAUAUUAGCUUUGAAUCCAAAUGUCAUAUAUCCUGGCCAUGGUAAUAUUGUUGAGGAUCCUAUAGAGAAAAUAGAAUACUACAUUGCUCAUAGGAAUUUAAGAGAGAAUCAAAUUUUGGAAACAUUGAAAAAUAACUCUGAGAAACAGCUUACAGAAAUAGAUCUGGUCAGGAUAAUCUACACAGAUACUCCGGAACAUUUGUGGCCGGCCGCAGCUUAUAACGUCAACCAUCAUUUACAAAAACUUACCAAAGAAAACAAAUUAAAAGAAAUUGAAGUUGACGGCGAAAAAAAAUGGCAAUAUUUAGUAUCGUCUAAUUUAUAAACAUCUUUUAACUUGGGUUUGUUAAAUUUUUAUAUUGGAUUCGGAAUUUAUUC
Messenger RNA from Papilio polytes (common Mormon), 1022 nucleotides. RefSeq names its product beta-lactamase-like protein 2 homolog. Gene Ontology annotation, molecular function: RNA endonuclease activity; single-stranded RNA binding. Gene Ontology annotation, cellular component: mitochondrial matrix. NCBI's taxonomy places the organism in Eukaryota, Metazoa, Arthropoda, Insecta, Lepidoptera, Papilionidae. Bases 97 to 969 code for a protein of 290 amino acids. The record is from RefSeq and is a predicted model, not a curated record. The transcript is spliced from 4 exons.